Molecule: messenger RNA, 1448 nt
Organism: Carassius carassius (crucian carp)
Lineage: Eukaryota; Metazoa; Chordata; Actinopteri; Cypriniformes; Cyprinidae
Gene: syt8
Product: synaptotagmin VIII
Exons: 9
Coding region: 158-1351 (397 amino acids)
Biological process (GO): synaptic vesicle endocytosis; cellular response to calcium ion; calcium ion-regulated exocytosis of neurotransmitter
Cellular component (GO): dense core granule; synaptic vesicle membrane; axon
Molecular function (GO): phosphatidylserine binding; clathrin binding; calcium-dependent phospholipid binding
Source: RefSeq, a predicted model, not a curated record
CCUUCCCCUCUCUGUGGCUCUGCAUACAGUGAACGGUUUAGGAAUGUGUUCAUACUAUUCAGAAUAUUAUUCUUUAUGUUUUAAACUACAACUGAGAAGACACUAUUCCAAAGGAUCUAAUUUUACAACAUGACCCACUGGCCUGAUCCAUUUCACCAUGACACCAAGACCAACAUUAAAACCAACUAAAACACUUCACACCAACACCACAACAGCUGCUCCAGGCUUCCUGCCCUCUCUCCUGGACAGGAUUCCUUUGCCAAGAUGGGCCAUCUAUGCUAUAUUUGCUGCCGUCAUCCUGCUCAUUCUUAUCUGUGUGAUAUGCUGCUGUGUGAAAUGCUGCUGCAAAGGGAAAAAGAAGAGGAAGAAGAAGUUGGACCAGAAGAUCAGUAUGAAAGGGAUCUCAGGAACUACAACCACAGCUCUGGUCCAGCCUGAGACAGAGGGUGCGGAGUAUGGAUCAGCUGACCAGCAGAGAGGAAAACUGCAGUACUCACUGGAGUUCAACACAUCCAGAUCAGAGCUGACUGUAGGGAUAAAAGAAGCUGCUGCUUUGAAAGCGAUGGACUCAGGAGGGACAUCUGACCCUUAUGUGAAAGUCUACAUCCUUCCCAGCAAGUUCAAAACAUAUGAGACGAAAGUCUUCAGGAAAACCCUAAACCCAGUGUUCAAUGAAAAUUUCAAAUAUCAGAUCCCUCAGAAGGAGCUGACUGAGUCGAUACUGGUGAUGCAAGUCUAUGACUUUAACAGAUUCUCCAAACACGACAUCAUCGGUGAGAUCAGACUGAAUCUGUCCACAGUGGACUGGAAUCAUGUGAUCGAGGAGUGGAGAGAUCUGAGCGAAGCUUCCAAACAUGAGCAAGAGCAUCUGGGAGAGAUCUGCUUUUCUCUUCGUUAUGUCCCGGCUAGUAGUAAACUCACUGUGAUCAUCCUUGAAGCCAAGAACCUGAAGAGGAUGGACCAUGGUGGCUCUUCAGACCCUUAUGUGAAAGUCCAAUUGAUUCUGGAUAAGAAAAAGUGGAAGAAGAAGAAAACAUCAGUGAAGAAGCAGACACUGAAUCCAUACUUUAAUGAAUCUUUCACUUUUGAAGUGUCAUUUGAACAGAUUCAGAAAGUCCAGCUGGUCAUCUCUGUGUGGGAUCAUGACAAAAUGAGCAGAAAUGAUGCGAUUGGCAAGAUCUAUCUGAGCUGUGAUGCUACAGGAAACCAGUUGCGUCAUUGGGCGGACAUGCUGUCCAACCCACGCAAGCCUGUGGCUCAGUGGCACACGUUACUCUCCUCUGAACAGGUGGACACAACGCUGGCCUUAAUACACACGCUAAAGAUCCCAUUCACAAACAAAGCCUUCUGAAAAACCUCCAUUCUCAUUCCUUGUAACAAUGUUCACAAGAAUUUCAUUAAGUUACUGGAGUGUAAUGCUCAGACUAUAGUAAAGACCAAUGAGAAGA